Messenger RNA from Gongylonema pulchrum, 1722 nucleotides. NCBI's taxonomy places the organism in Eukaryota, Metazoa, Nematoda, Chromadorea, Rhabditida, Gongylonematidae. The record is from the annotation of a GenBank genome assembly.
CGCAUGUGUUCCAACUGGACUUAUAAGGUCGUUUCCUGACAACGCGCUACAACUGAUGAUCCUCAGUGGUGCAAAAGGAACAAUGGUAAAUUCUGUUCAGAUUAGCUGUGAACUGGGCCAAAUCGAGCUGGAAGGACAUCGGCCACCGAUGACAAUUGUCGGUCGUACAUUGCCCUCGUUUCGAGCCUUUGAUACAUCUCCCCGUGCUGGUGGCUUCGUGGAUCAACGUUUCCUGACUGGCAUCAACCCACAGGAGCUGUUCUUUCACACUAUGGCUGGCCGAGAGGGCUUGAUCGAUACGGCUGUGAAAACCUCUCGUUCGGGCUAUUUGCAGCGUUGUAUUGUGAAACAUCUGGAAGGUCUAGUGGCACAGUACGACUCUACCGUACGAGAUCAUGAUGGAAGUGUUAUUCAGUUUCGUUAUGGCGAAGACGGUAUGGAUGUGUGUAAGAGCACAUUUAUGAAUUCGGAACAAUUCGAUUUUCUUGCUGAUAAUGUAGAGGUGCUGCGCUCUCGUGUUGUUCCGGCAGAUGUUGAUGAAAACAUAAAAAAGUGGCGCAAAAAGUACGGCGAUCAAUGCACUGGUAAAGUAUACAAGAGUGGCUUUGUGGAAUUUUCAAAAGAAUAUAGGGGUACGCCGAAGGAGAAGCUCCAGAAAAUGUGGUUUGAAUUAAGCGACGACGAGCGGAACGAGUAUCACCGAAAGGCCGGGAAAGGACGCCCUGCUGAUGUUGAAGAGCGUUGUAUUGUGAAACAUCUGGAAGGUCUAGUGGCACAGUACGAUUCUACCGUACGAGACCAUGAUGGAAGCGUUAUUCAGUUUCGUUACGGCGAAGAUGGUAUGGAUGUGUGUAAGAGCACAUUUAUGAAUUCGGAACAAUUCGAUUUUCUUGCUGAUAAUGGCUUGAUCGAUACGGCUGUGAAAACCUCUCGUUCGGGCUAUUUGCAGCGUUGUAUCGUGAAACAUCUGGAAGGUCUAGUGGCACAGUACGACUCUACCGUACGAGAUCAUGAUGGAAGCGUUAUUCAGUUUCGUUACGGCGAAGAUGGUAUGGAUGUGUGUAAGAGUACAUUUAUGAAUUCGGAACAAUUCGAUUUUCUUGCUGAUAAUGUAGAAGUACUGCGCUCUCGUGUUGUACCGGCAGAUAUAAAAAAGUGGCGCAAAAAAUAUGGCGAUCAAUGCACUGGUAAAGUAUAUAAGAGUGGCUUUGUGGAAUUUUCAAAAGAAUAUAGGGGUACGCCGAAGGAGAAGCUCCAGAAAAUGUGGUUUGAAUUAAGCGACGACGAACGGAACGAGUAUCAUCGAAAGGCCGGAAAAGGGCGUCCUGCUGAUGUUGAAGAGAAAAUGAAUUCGAAUCGUUCGUUGGGCGCUCUCCCACAGAAACUUCUGGAUGAUAUUGAUGAAUACAUGAAUCAAAAAUCAACCGCAAGUCUUGACGCUCCGUCAGAGAUUUUCCGAAGGUCACUUUACUGGAAAGGUAUGCGUUGUCGAGUGGAUCCCGGUGAAAAUGUUGGCCUGUUGGCAGCCCAGUCGAUUGGUGAACCAUCCACACAGAUGACCCUCAACACUUUUCAUUUUGCUGGUCGUGGUGAAAUGAACGUAACAUUGGGUAUUCCACGUUUACGAGAAAUUUUGAUGACAGAAAGUAGCCAUAUAAAGACACCCAGUGCAGAGGUUUGUUGCACUACUUUGUCGUUUUUAUUGGAUUUGAUAGGGUAAAA